Fonsecaea multimorphosa CBS 102226 is the source of this 2820-nucleotide messenger RNA. RefSeq lists its product as uncharacterized. Lineage: Eukaryota; Fungi; Ascomycota; Eurotiomycetes; Chaetothyriales; Herpotrichiellaceae. The transcript has a single exon. Gene Ontology annotation, molecular function: 5'-3' DNA exonuclease activity; damaged DNA binding. Gene Ontology annotation, biological process: double-strand break repair via nonhomologous end joining; interstrand cross-link repair; protection from non-homologous end joining at telomere. The coding region runs from base 1 to 2820 and encodes 939 amino acids. The record is from RefSeq and is a predicted model, not a curated record.
AUGUUUCGCAAUCCUCGAGAGAAUAGAUCUGUCCCAAUAGACGAACGGGUACUUCCUCACAUUGGGAGGCCUCCUACUCCUCCCUCUUCGUACCCCUCUAAGCCGAACUCGUAUUUCCUAUCGCCCGCCGGAUACGCAAAAGAAGUCGCAGACGGCGCCUCAAACAAGCGAUCUCGAACGUCCAGAGCUUCUAUGCUUGAUCGCCACCCCACAUCGAAGACCCCUGUGGCAAAGAAGCACGAGGCUGCUCAAGUUCAGAGCAUACUCAACUUUUUUGCAAAGUCAGACAAGAAAACUCUCAACAACAAAGAUACGACGACUCUGCCCCCGCUGUUCUUUAAGGACGUGCAGCCCAGUAUUGAGACGCCUGAGCUGCAUGAAGAAGAGUCCCGAUUCCACGAGGACCGGGGGUUUGUCAAAAGGAGGCGGAUCGACGAUGAUGAGGAUGUCGAGAGCUUUGUCCGUACGCCCUCGCCUGGACUUGGGGGAGGUGCUGGCAAGGCCGGGAAGGAGCCAAGUUCACAAGAUGAGAAUGCAGAGCUAGACAAGCCACCCAAAAAGUACAGAGGUGGAUUCCUGGACGACUCAACCGAUGAGGAGGAUAACGACUGGACUGCGGCCAUCAAUAGCACUGUCAAUGUCGCCGACACCACGGAGAGAUCACAUGACACCGAGAAUCCGGAGACUCUGAGCGGCGCCAUUGAGGGCGAUACAAGAUCAAAUACGACUAGAAAUCCCGCCAAGCAGUCUGACUCAAGCUCCGCCUCUUCGACAAUCAAUGCCGUCGACCAAAGUCGAAAUCCAGAUCGAGAAAUCCCUUCCAUCCCUGGAAGGGAUAUUCCGCCUUUGACACGGGAAGCAACAAGCGUUUUCGAACCUGAGGAUUUCGGUGAUGCCGAUUUUGAGAAUGACGAAUUCUAUGAAGGAGGAGAAGAAUACAUGGAGCGCAGAUGGAUGGAAGAGCAACGAGAAAUGGGGAUGGAAUUUGACGACGAGGACUUGAAGUCGGAGACUGAAGGCAUCAGAAUGCCACGAAGCAUGGCCGAAGAUGAUGAUCAACUCAACGCGGAAAGGACCAGUGGCAUCCUUGUCUGUCCGAUAUGCGCCGGGAGCUUGAAAGGGCUAUCCGAGAACCAGGCGUCAGCGCAUGUCAAUGCCUGUCUCGACGGCAAUGCUGAACCACUACCAAAAGUGUUCGAAAUUGAAAAAGCGACCGAAACUCCCCCGUCCGACGAUGUCAGUGAAGCGGCUUCUCUGUCGAAGCGCUUUCAGCGUGCAGCAAUUGCUCGUCCUGCUCAAUCCAAUCCCUUUUCCGUGUCGAAAGAAGGGAAAGGAAAUUCAGCCUUUGCUAGGCUCAUGUCUGGUCAUGCUGAAGACGCUGCCUGGGCCGAGGCUGCAGCCCAUGAGGUUCAAUCUCGCGGCAAACCCGCAUAUCAACGAACCUGCCCCUUUUACAAGAUCAUGCCUGGCUUUUACAUCUGUGUCGACGCCUUCCGGUAUGGUAAAGUUGAAAAUCAGAACGCCUACUUUCUCAGUCAUUUCCACAGUGAUCACUACAUUGGUCUCACAGCCUCAUGGUGCCACGGUCCGAUCUACGCCAGCAAAGUCACCUGCAAUCUAAUAAUGCAGCAGCUGAAAGUCGAUCCCAAAUGGCUGAUUCCACUCCGAUUCGAGACAAAAACCGAGGUCCCGAAUACAAGGGGGGUCUUCGUUACGAUGAUUCCUGCCAACCACUGCCCUGGGUCGUCACUCUUCCUGUUUGAAAAGGUCACCGGUAAGAACAAAGACGGAUCUCCAAAGCAAACCCGUAUCCUCCAUUGUGGGGACUUUCGUGCAUGUCCUGCCCAUGUCGCUCAUCCUCUUCUACGUCCCGAUGUUGUCGACAGCGUUACAGGCCUGACCAAGCAACAGGUCAUUGACACCUGCUAUCUGGACACGACCUAUCUAACUCCAAAAUACGCGUUUCCGGGUCAACAUGACGUCAUUGAUGCUUGUGCACAGAUGUGUGUCAGUCUUUCAAAGGAGAUUGUGGACCAAAAUGACGACUGGGAGAAAGUCAAGGCCAGCCGUGCUGGUAGUGCGAUGAAGAAAUUCCUCGUACAGGGCGAAGCCACUAUCGACAAGCCAGGCGCAGAGAGAUCAGACACAAAACCGAGACUGCGAGGACGUCUCCUCGUCGUCAUUGGCACCUAUUCGAUUGGCAAGGAGCGGAUCUGCUUAGGAAUCGCCAAAGCCCUGAACUCCAAGAUCUAUGCUCCUCCUUCGAAGAUGCGCAUCUGUUUAUGUCUCGAAGAUCCCGAACUCGAUGCCAGACUAACGAGCAACCCGCUCGAAGCACAGGUUCACAUGCAAACAUUAAUGGAGAUCCGAGCCGAGACACUUCACGACUAUCUGAUGACCUACAACGGCCAUUUCGCUCGCGUGGUCGGUUUUCGACCGACAGGCUGGUCCUACCGCCCUCCAACAUCACGCUUCACUGAGAACCCGGCCGUCAGUACCGUUCUGCAUUCCGACGGCUGGAAGACACGCUACACCAUGCAUGACCUAGUUCCUCAGCGCGGAAGCACACGUGAGUCGAACUGUUUUGGAGUACCCUACUCAGAACACAGUUCUUUUCGGGAGCUGACCAUGUUUUGCUGCGCGCUGAGGAUCAAUCGGAUCGUACCAACGGUUAAUGUGGGAAGUGCAAGGACUAGAGAGAAAAUGAAGGCGUGGAUUGACAAGUGGGAGGCUGAAAAGAGAAAAAAUGGGUUGUUUGCAGUCCAGGCGGGGGCUGAGGGUUGGGGGAGCGGGGAUGGGAAGUUGAGCUACGGAGUGUAA